UUAGGAGUAUAGUAGUAAAUAAAAAUCAUCAAAUAACAAUAAAAUAUCCAAAUUCGAAUAAACUAUUAAUCUGUUUCGUUUUAAUCGUUACGCAGAGUGAAACACAGCUCCAACUACCUCAUUCUGUUACCGGCAUGCAUAACCACCGUAACCGUCGCCGUAGUCUCUUCUGAACUAAAUUAACAUGGCUUUAACUUUAACUUCAACUUCGACGCACCUUCGUUUUCAACCUUUACUCUCGCGCACCAACUACGUCAUCUUCUCCGACCUUACCGAAUUCCGUUCUCUUGAAACACGGAGUCAUGAUUCUCUCACUCUUCUUCGCCGGAGAAAGAUCUCUGUUACGUCACCGUCGGCUCUGAAGCCGGUGAAAUGCAGUAGAUCCACGGAGGAGAAGCAGUGGAGCGAGGCGGAAUCCGUCGCAUCUGACGCCGAUGAAGAUUUGGAUGAUUCGAAUGCUCCGGCUCUGAGGCAAACUCCUUCUAUUGAGCCUCAGAGGAUUGCAACUACCUCUUCCGGCGAUUCUCCUUCUCUCGGAAUUCGAGAACCUGUUUAUGAAGUUGUAGAAGUGAAAUCAGACGGGGCAGUAUCGACUAGAAAAAUCAACAGGAGACAAUUAUUGAAGUCGAGUGGCCUUCGUCCCCGGGAUGUCAGAAGUGUGGAUCCAUCACUGUUUUUGACAAAUUCAAUGCCUUCUUUGCUGGUCCGUGAGUAUGCUAUACUUCUAAACCUGGGUUCGCUACGAGCAAUAGCAAUGCAAGAUUGUGUGCUUAUAUUUGACUAUAAUCGUAAAGGUGGGCAAGCUUUUCUAGACACAUUGCUGCCUAGGUUGAACCCCAAGAACAACAAUGGAGGGCCAUCAAUGCCAUUUGAAAUUGAGGUUGUCGAAGCAGCAUUGCUUUCAAGAAUACAACGUUUGGAGCGGAGACUGAUGGACUUAGAACCUCGUGUUCAAGCUCUUCUUGAGGCGUUGCCAAAUCGGAUAACUGGAGACAUAUUGGAGCAACUUCGUAUUAGCAAACAAACUUUGGUUGAGUUAGGCUCGAGGGCAGGAGCUCUCCGACAGAUGCUUCUUGACCUUCUGGAGGACCCAAAUGAAAUACGACGGAUGUGUAUUAUGGGAAGAAACUGUACACUUAAUAAAGGAAACAAUAAUGUGGAAUGCUCAGUGCCCUUAGAAAAGCAGGUUGCUGAUGAGGAGGAGGAGGAAAUUGAAAUGCUUCUGGAAAACUAUCUCCAAAGAUGUGAAUCUUGUCAUGGUCAAUCUGAAAGGCUUCUUGAUUCUGCAAGGGAAAUGGAGGAUUCUAUAGGUGUCAGUUUGAGCUCACGAAGACUUGAAGUUAGUAGAGUGGAACUGCUUCUCCAGGUUGGAACAUUCUGUGUGGCAGUUGGCGCCCUUGUGGCAGGUAUAUUUGGCAUGAACCUGAAGUCCUAUCUUGAGGAACGUGUGUUUGCAUUUUGGCUAACUACAUCUGGGAUCAUUGUUGGUGGCAUUAUUGUUUUCUUUCUUAUGUAUAAUUACCUCAGAGCAAGAAAAAUAUUUUGAUCGAGUGAAACUUCAAAUAUAGGUUUUAUUUUAAAAUGCAAAGGAAAGUAAGCACGCAUAAAUGCAGGGAUUGUGCAUGAAGAUCAUCAAUCAUCCGAAAUGGAUUUGGAAGUAUGCAUGAUAUUACUCACAUUAUUGAUGCUGUAGCAUGCAUUAGUUUUUAUUCCUAUUCCAGAGGGGGAUAUACAUACAAAUUUUCACUGCUUCACAAGUUCACAAUAAGCUAUGUGAGCCAUCAAAAGACUCUUCACUGCUGUUGUUUGGGUGUUGUGUGCAAGUGCAUUAAAACAUUAGUCAUAUGUCACACUAUCUUCAGAGACAGACAUGUAAUUACAUAAUUGUCAAAUCUAUUAUAUAUAUUAAACAGACUCCCAAUAUAUUCAUAUAA
Molecule: messenger RNA, 1934 nt
Organism: Lathyrus oleraceus (garden pea)
Lineage: Eukaryota; Viridiplantae; Streptophyta; Magnoliopsida; Fabales; Fabaceae
Product: magnesium transporter MRS2-11, chloroplastic
Exons: 14
Coding region: 185-1546 (453 amino acids)
Biological process (GO): magnesium ion transport
Cellular component (GO): chloroplast envelope
Molecular function (GO): magnesium ion transmembrane transporter activity
Source: RefSeq, a predicted model, not a curated record